Messenger RNA from Symsagittifera roscoffensis, 946 nucleotides. Its product is annotated as paramyosin-like. The record is from RefSeq and is a predicted model, not a curated record. NCBI's taxonomy places the organism in Eukaryota, Metazoa, Xenacoelomorpha, Acoela, Convolutidae.
AAUGUCACUAAAUCUGCGAUUCGGGCUCAGGAUAUAGAUUUUUCGUGAAGAACUUUUUGGAGACAUGGAUUCCUUUCAACCAAUUGGAAAUGUCACUGCAAAUGAGACUGAUACUGCUUACGCACUUCGGGCAAUUGGACAGUCGUUAUCUGAAACUGAAUCAGAAACAAUUGAGCUGCGUUCAAGUCUCCAGAAGCUGCUAAAUUCUGACGAUAAUUUAGAGCAAACCAGGUCUCGAAUUUCUGACAUUGACAAUAGCAUACGUUAUCAUGAAAACAAAAGCAGUCCAAAGGAUAGCAUUCAGAAUUACUCAAACCUGUCCGUAUUCACCAAAAUGCAAUGCGAGGAUAUCCAAAAGGCAUAUCAGAACCUGGCUACCAAGCUUACAAACACGGAAAGUACCGUGCAAAGCUUAAAGCUGCAUUUCUGCAAUAUCCAAGCAAAACAGGAUUUGAAAGAAAAAGCAGUCGCGUUCCAGAAACCGGACGAGCUCAACUCUUCCAAGAGUGCAAGGGCAGACAGCAAAACUCGCGAUGUUUUCGAAAACGAGUUGAAGAAAGUUACAAAGGAGCUGGAUCGAUACAAAGAAGAUCUACACAUUGCGAAUAACGCCAAACAGAAGCUCAAGGAGGAAAACAAAUCACUCAUGACACAAAUUGAACUCAAUCAUGCUGCCAGGCUCAACGACUCAACUAGGAUAGAGAAAUUGGAAAAUGCAAAGAACAAGUGCAACCGAAAAGUGGCAGAAAUGAAGUCCCAGCUCGAUAGAGAAGUGGAAGUGCGACAAUCUUUGGAGAAGAGUCACGGUUCUCUGAUGAACCGACUGCAAGACAUGGAACAACUCAUAGACCAGGAGAGGGCACAAGUUAUAAGCUUGACCAUGGAGCUGAGCAGAAUAGACAGUAAACUCUGUCGAGAUAAUGUCGUAACUUCUUUGAGACGCCAG